CCGCCACAUCUCACCAGUCACUUGAACAGCCACUUCCAAACUUUACCAUCAGUGCAUCAGUAUCAACGCCGUCAAGCCGUCUGUGUAGGUGUCAUCGCUGCAGCAGCUUCUAGUAGCCUUACCUCGAUCGUUCCUAUGGAGCUUCCGCCAUGGGCGUCCUUCCUCGGCGUGGUGCUCGCCACCGUGAUGCUUCUGAAGGCCAUCAUCGGCCGCCGCCGCAGCCGCCGCGUGUACAACCUCCCGCCCGGCCCCAAGCCGUGGCCGAUCAUCGGCAACCUCAACCUGGUUGGCGCGCUCCCUCACCGCUCCAUCCACGAGCUGUCCAGGAAGUACGGCCCGCUGAUGCAGCUCCGGUUCGGGUCGUUCCCCGUGGUGGUCGGCUCGUCGGUGGACAUGGCCAAGUUCUUCCUCAAGACCCACGACGUGGUGUUCACGGACCGCCCAAAGACCGCCGCCGGCAAGUACACCACCUACAACUACCGCGACAUCACCUGGUCCCCCUACGGCGCCUACUGGCGUCAGGCGCGCAAGAUGUGCCUCACCGAGCUCUUCAGCGUCAAGCGGCUCGAGUCGUACGAGUACAUCCGCGCCGCCGAGGUGCGCGCGCUGCUGCGCGACCUGAACUCCGCCUCCGGCUCCGGCCGCGCCGUCAUGCUCAAGGACUACCUGUCCACGGUGAGCCUGAACGUGAUCACGCGCAUGGUGCUCGGCAAGAAGUACCUGGACAGGGAGGAGGCGGCCGCCGGGUCGGUGACCACCCCAGAGGAGUUCAAGUGGAUGCUGGACGAGCUGUUCCUGCUCAACGGCGUGCUCAACAUCGGCGACUCCAUCCCGUGGCUCGACUGGAUGGACCUGCAGGGGUACAUCAAGCGGAUGAAGAAGCUCGGCAAGAUGUUCGAUCGGUUCCUGGAGCACGUCGUGGAGGAGCACAACCAGCGGCGGCUGCGCGAGGGCAAGGGCUUCGUCGCCAAGGACAUGGUCGACGUGCUGCUGCAGAUCGCCGACGACCCUACGCUUGAGGUUGAGCUCGACAGGGAAAGUGUCAAGGCUUUUACCCAGGACCUCAUCGCCGGUGGCACGGAGAGCUCGGCGGUCACGGUGGAGUGGGCCAUCUCGGAGCUCCUCAAGAAGCCCGAGGUGAUCGCCAAGGCCACGGAGGAGCUGGACCGCGUCAUCGGCCGCGGCCGCUGGGUGACAGAGAAGGACAUGCCCAGCCUCCCCUACGUCGACGCCGUCGUCAAGGAGACCAUGCGUCUGCACCCGGUGGCGCCGCUGCUGGUGCCCCGCCUUGCGCGCGAGGACACGACCGUGGCCGGCUACGACAUCCCCGCGGGCACGCGCGUGCUCGUCAGCGUGUGGUCCAUCGGCCGCGACCCCGCGCUGUGGGACGCGCCGGAGGAAUUCAUGCCGGAGCGGUUCCUCGGCAGCAAGCUCGACGUGAAGGGGCAGGACUACGAGCUGCUGCCGUUCGGGUCCGGCCGGCGGAUGUGCCCCGGGUACAGCCUCGGCCUCAAGGUCAUCCAGGUGAGCCUCGCUAACCUGCUGCACGGCUUCGCGUGGAGCCUCCCCGACGGCGUGACCAAGGAGGAGCUCAGCAUGGAGGAGAUCUUCGGCCUGUCCACGCCGCGCAAGUUCCCGCUCGAGGCUGUCGUCGAGCCCAAGCUCCCGGCACACCUCUACUCGGAGGCUUGAUGCGUGCGCGUGCGUCUCUUCACUCUUCAGUAUAUAUAGCUAGGGCGUCGAUCUUGUGGUGCUGGCUUGCUGCUCUGUGUGUACGCUUGUUGCUCGUGUGUUUUAUUGCUGCUGGUGGUGUCGCUUUGUCGGUUUUUACUCAUGGAUCGCAGCCAAACGAGUGUAAAUCGUAAUAAAAGAUAAUACGUUGUGUAUGGAGUACAUUUUUUUUUCUUAAGCUAGCAAAAUAUAUCAGUGUGUUGUAACGAGACGUACAAUUUAUUACUCGAUGAUUGUACAAUUUUUGUAAAUUUAAA
This is a messenger RNA of Sorghum bicolor (sorghum), 1988 nucleotides long. Its product is annotated as cytochrome P450 71A1. Bases 136 to 1692 code for a protein of 518 amino acids. Gene Ontology annotation, molecular function: iron ion binding; heme binding; monooxygenase activity. The record is from RefSeq and is a predicted model, not a curated record. The transcript has 2 exons. NCBI's taxonomy places the organism in Eukaryota, Viridiplantae, Streptophyta, Magnoliopsida, Poales, Poaceae.